This is a messenger RNA of Cuscuta campestris, 779 nucleotides long. The record is from the annotation of a GenBank genome assembly. NCBI's taxonomy places the organism in Eukaryota, Viridiplantae, Streptophyta, Magnoliopsida, Solanales, Convolvulaceae.
AUGCACGGUGAAGACCUCAAGCUCAUCCAUGCGAUCAUGCAUUCGGCCCCAAUCAAUUGGGCAAAGUUUGUCAUGAUCAACAUGACGAUUGCAGCGUCCACCGAGCACGACCACCUCCUCCCCUACCCGUUUUUGGUGAUGGACAUCCUUGAACGGUUCAAGGUAACCACCACCGUUGGCCCGCUAACGAAAGCCACGAAGAUUUGGACAAUCAGCAACCAAACCUUCCUCAAGCGGUCGGACAACGCCGCGGCUGCCACUGCUGAGCCACGCUGCACUGCCCCUACCGCUGGCCCAGCCGAAACCCAGGCCCGGGCCAACCUUGCCUCCAUCGCCGACUCCCUCAACCGGCUCCACCUCAAAGUUGACGGGAUGGGUGGCUACCUUGAACGGCUCGACGUGGCCGUUCAACGCCAAGGAUACGCGAUGAACUCGUACUUCCAAGGCAUCAACUAUGUCCCCCCACCGUACCACGACACGUUCUUUGGGCAAGUGUACGGUGACGAAGACGAAGCCGAUGACUCCUACGCCCCGUCAAGCUCCCCGGAUGAAGACGAGUUCGACGAUGCCAUCGAUGGGGAUGAGAUGGACGACGACGACGAGGAGGAGGAAACCGAAGACGAAGACUAGGACUCCCCUAAAAUUUCUAUCUGUUUUACUUUAAUUAUCCUUUUUUUUAAUGCUUCCGUUGUACUCCGCUAUUUCCCUUUAUUAAAUAAAAAUCAUUUCGUUUAUCUUUUUGUUAAUGUCAAAAGGGGGAAGAAAAGGGCUAUGCAUAU